AGUUAACACGGCUGUGAAAAAAGCGGUUCAUCGUCGACGACGCACCAGCACUCGACAUCAACCGUCUCUUCACCAUGACUCAAGGCAACACAGCAACACGUGACUGGCUCACGGAAUGGCAGAAGAUCGCGGCAACGCCCGAUCUUGACUUACCAUUUCCGCAUCUGCGCCGUGAGUUCUACAACAGGUCAUGCGCUGCAUUGAGCCAGGCACUUGGUGAUCGCGAGCAGUAUGCAACCUUCGCUGAGAUCAUUCACAAGGCGAGGGAGAUCAUCAAGACCACCAGGGCGGCUGCACACGAGAAGUCAACGUGGCAACCAACCUAUGUGGAGAAAGUGAGAACUGGUUCGCGACAGCAGCAGUUCGUUGCAGUCCAAUCGGACAACACUAUGGAAGACCCGGCAGCCACCCAAGCGUCACGUGAGGGAGAUCAGGUGGCUGCUGUGUGGAGAAGAUUCGACCGCCUUGCUAGCGGCCUCCUACACAUCUGGGAGGAUGUGAAUGUCGUAAGCUCUCGGUAUGCUUACGAGGACUAUGCUGUCCACUUGGUCCCACCACUGGACCAACCGCUCCACGUGCAACAAUCUACCGCAUGCACGGUUUCAUCACCAUCGGCAACCGAUUCGGUAGCUUCGUCGCCGUCUACCGUCGGGGAUUCAACGUCAUGGUUAAGACUUGAAGAGCUCGACCCGUUGACAUUUGCGGACUUCCAAUGGAUGCCCCUUCCCCGRUCCGGUCGAUUGCCGAAACCGCAUUGCAACGUGCUCAAGGCACAAUUGCGGGAUUACUUGCACACUGCAGUACCGACUCCGUUGAUGGACGCCGGAGAAGAGGUUGUAGACCUUCACGCCUACAUUGCGAAGAUCGACCGCGAAUUCAAGACGCAACGGUACGACGACAUCAACGCACCAUUGCUAUACGUACGCAUUCAGAUCGGAAAGGCGACCUGCAGCGCUUUGAUCGAUUGCGGAGCAUCUCGCAACUACAUGAGUCAGGACUUCAUGGUACACGUCGGCCUUGGCCCACGAGUCCGAAGGAAGUCCCAACCCACGCAAGCCACGUUGGCAGACGGUCACACGCACAAGUCAAUCGACCGGUGCAUUGACGACGUCCCAGUGUGCUUUGCCCCUCACGUAAGUGAGGCGGUGUCCUUUGACAUUCUGAACACCAAAUUCAACAUGAUCUUGGGCAUCUCAUGGUUGCGAAGCGAGGAUCACCCGGUGAACUUCUACCGCCGCACCGUUCACGUUCGUGAUCAGAACGGAGUACUAGUCCCAUGCACGGUAGCUCCUCCUCACCCUUCAGUCAAUUGUCACGUGGUAUCCGCCGCAAGCAUGCGAGCUUCCAUCAUCAGAGACGACAUCGAGGAAAUAGGGGUGUGUUUUUUCCACGCCCUCCCGCCCCAUGACGCUUCAUCGACGGACUCUUCUUCGGAUCCACGCAUCACCGAGCUUCUCGAUGCCUACGGCGACGUGUUCGAAGGCCCGCACGGAGUCGUACCGGAUCGGCCCAUCCGCCACGAGAUCAUCCUCGAGUACGGGGUCGUACCUCCGUGCGGUUGUGUGCUUCGGGCACAACUCGACGACCUUCUGGAGAAAGGCUGGAUUCGGCCUAGCUCAUCGUCAUACGGUGCUCUUGUUCUCUUCGUUCGGAAGAAGAACAAGGAUUUGCGGUUGUGCAUCGAUCAUCGCAAGCUCAACGCGCAGACGAUCAGAAACGUCGGCCCUCUCCUACGCAUCGACGACCUUCUCGAACGACUGGGCGGCGCCAAGUUCUUCUCCAAGCUCGAUCUCAAGUCAGGAUAUCACCAACUCGAGAUUCGGCAGGAGGACCGCUACAAGACCGCCCAAGUACAAAGUCAACCGCGACAAGUGCGAAUUCGCGCGGCAGGAGUUGUGGAGUACUUGGGACAUUAUGUGACGCCGCAAGGCAUCCGUCCGCUUGCGGACAAGAUCGAGGCCCUACGAGUAUGGCCCGAGCCCACCAACACCACGGACGUUCGUUCAUUCAUGGGAUUGGCGGGCUACUAUCAGCGAUUCAUCACCGGAUACUCGAAGAUUGCUGCACCUAUGACGAGAUUACAAUCGCCAAAGGUGCCAUUCGUAUUCGAUGACGACGCACGCCGGUCAUUCCAAGCACUUGAGACGUCUAUGCUCAUGGCACCCGUCCUUAGCAUCUAUGACCCCACCCUGCCUACGACAAUGAUGACUGACGCUUUCGGCUAUGGCAUUGGGGCAGUCUUGGAGCAACACGACGGCGACGACUGGCACCCUGUGGAGUAUUUCAGCUACAAAGUGCCUCCCAUCAACUCGCUUGAUGAUGCAAGGAAGAAGGAGUUGCUCGCAUUCGUCAUGGCUCUCAAGCGAUGGCGAAACUUCCUCCUUGGGCGUCCAGAUGCACUCUCGCGAAGACCUGAUCUUUGCGCUAUGACACAUUAUGCCUUCGCAUUUGACGAGGAGCUUCAGCGACACUUUAUCCGGGGAUAUGAGUCUGAUCCGGACUUCGCCACGUUAUAUGCACAGCUAUCUUCGGAUCACCCGCCGACCAACCACUAUCGCAUCGCCGAUGGGUACUUGCUCCUGCACUUGCGGGGUAAGGACUUACUAUGUGUCCCACGCGACCGCUGUCUUCGGACUCACCUCCUCGGCGAGUAUCAUGAUUCGCGACUCGCCGACCAUUUCGGAGUCAACCGCACUAUUGCACGGCUUCGACAGCGAUUCCGAUGGCCCGACCUCAUCACCGAUGUUACGAGGUAUUGCGACUCUUGCGAAGUUUGCCGACGAAGCAAACCCCGCAACCACAACCCCUACGGCGAGUUGCGCCCGAUGCCGAUCCCGCAGGAACCCGGUCUCUCCAUUGCCAUGGACGUCACCGGACCAUUCCCCCGCGACCGACUCGAACACGACGGCAUCCUCACGGUCGUGGACCGAUUGAGUAAGUACGUGCGUUUCCUCCCUUGCAAGUACUACUCUACGGCUCCCGAGUUGGCACGCCUCCUGCACACCGGCUGGAUUUGCGACCAUUGUGUACCGGAAGACAUAGUCAGCGACCGCAAUACUCGGUUCAUGUCGGCAUUUUGGACUGCACUCAUGCAGGAGUCCGGCACGAAGAUGAAGCCAAGUUCGGCUCGGCAUCCACAGACAGACGGGCAGACGGACCGGGCACAUCAAACCGCUCAAAUGAUGCUUCGUACGCUCAUCCGUCCGGACCAAAAAGAUUGGGUUGACCGCCUCCCCAACAUCGAGUUCGCCUACAACACUUCGAUGCACCCGACGAUCGGCGUGACUCCAUUCGAGUUGCACCACGGUGGACGAAAAGGCCGUAUCUUCGCCGACCUUCUCCUCCCACGACCAGCCGACAUCGAUGCCGCUUGCUCACCCGCUUCCGUCCGGAAGUACAGGGAAUUGCUGGCUCAAGCCCGCGUGAAUAUGCAAAAGGCUCAAGUCCGCAUGCAGCAACAAGCCAACAGGCAUCGCGUGCCAUGUCCCAUCCGCGUCGGCGACCUGGUUUGGGUUUCCGCGGAAGAGUGUGCACUGGAACAGGAUGUCUCACGCAAACUGCUUCCCAAAUGGUUUGGACUAUGGCCCGUAACAUCAGCCGCGGGCGAUGAGCCCGAUAGCCUUUCAUUUGUGAUCAACAUCCCCCCACAUUUGAUGGUCCAUCCAGUCUUUCACGCCUCAAAGCUGGCAACAUACACGCCAGCUAAGAGCGACGACUUUCCGGGCCGACGAUCGCAGGACCCUCCUUCUAUGGAUGGUCAUCAGGAAGUUGACCACGUCAUCACCGAUCGCAAGUACGGCAGCAAGCCGCGACAAUACAAAGUUACAUUCAAAGCCUGCAAUCGCGACGACACUCGAUAGAUUUCAGGAGCAGAUUUGAAAGC
This is a messenger RNA of Chara braunii, 3883 nucleotides long. NCBI's taxonomy places the organism in Eukaryota, Viridiplantae, Streptophyta, Charophyceae, Charales, Characeae. The record is from the annotation of a GenBank genome assembly.